Triplophysa dalaica is the source of this 4886-nucleotide messenger RNA. It is a transcript of the gene lgr4, whose product is annotated as leucine-rich repeat containing G protein-coupled receptor 4. The coding region runs from base 375 to 3293 and encodes 972 amino acids. Gene Ontology annotation, cellular component: membrane. The record is from RefSeq and is a predicted model, not a curated record. The transcript is spliced from 19 exons. Gene Ontology annotation, biological process: G protein-coupled receptor signaling pathway. NCBI's taxonomy places the organism in Eukaryota, Metazoa, Chordata, Actinopteri, Cypriniformes, Nemacheilidae. Gene Ontology annotation, molecular function: protein binding; protein-hormone receptor activity; G protein-coupled receptor activity.
GAGAGAGAGAGAGGAAACGUGAGGUUUGACGGAGAGAGCUGACCGUGUUUUUCUACAGGAAACAAAUCAGAAAGAGAGAGAGUGAAAAUACUGUUGUAAUCACGGUGUAUCGUCGCGGUUUCGUGUUUUCCAGGACGCGUAGGUUUAAGGAAUCACGGCAGUCUGGAGCGCGUGUGUUUAGACCCCGGGAUCAGAGCUAAAGCUGUUUUAUUUUUGCGUUGUCGGACGCUUGAGACUCCGCGCAGAAUGACCGUUGACUGGCCCGAUCUGCUGAUCGUUCGCGGGGAUUAGGGUUAAGGGAUCUAUCACCACCACCGCGUGAGGCAGAAGAAACCACCGAUCUGCCUUCGAGGAUCUUUGGGGUGAAACGGAUAAUGGCACUGUUGGCCAUUCGGAUGUUUGUGCUGUGGUUGUGUAUAGGGGGGCAGGCUGCCGCGGGAGAGGGUCAUUCCACUGCGGCCACAUGCCCUGCGCUGUGCCGCUGCGACGAGGACGGAGGAGCGGACUGCUCUGGACGGGGACUGACCGCCGUGCCCGCCGGUCUCAGCGCGUUCACCUACUACCUAGACAUCAGUAUGAACAACAUUACUGAGUUGCCUGCAAAUGUCUUCAGAAACCUGACCUAUCUGGAAGAACUACGUUUCGCUGGUAAUGACCUUGCUUUCAUCCACCCAGAGGCUCUUUCUGGCCUCCACCAGCUUAAAGUCCUGAUGCUUCAGAAUAAUCAAUUGAAAACUGUCCCCAGUGCAGCACUUAAGAAUCUCCAUGCCCUGCAGUCAUUACGGUUGGACGCAAACCACAUUACGUCUGUGCCUGAGGACAGUUUUGAGGGUCUCCAGCAGCUCAGGCAUCUUUGGUUGGAUGACAACAGCUUGACCGAGGUUCCUGUCGGCCCCCUGCAGCAUCAGAGCAACCUUCAGGCCCUGACGCUGGCCCUCAACCGGAUCACACGCAUCCCGGACAACGCCUUCGCCAAUCUCUCCAGCCUGGUCGUGCUGCAUCUACACAAUAAUCGGAUCCAGGAGAUUGGGAAAAACUGCUUUAAUGGGCUCGACAACCUAGAGACAUUGGAUCUAAACUUCAACAAUCUGAAGACCUUCCCGGAGGCCAUUCAGAAUCUGCCCAAGCUGAAAGAACUAGGAUUUCACAGCAAUAACAUUGCAUCCAUCCCUGAGGGAGCCUUUUAUAGGAACCCACUGUUACGUACAAUCCAUCUUUUUGACAACCCCCUCUCCUUCGUGGGAACUACUGCCUUCCAGAACCUGUCAGACCUGCACUCUUUAAUGCUACGUGGUGCCAGUAUGAUGCAGGAUUUCCCAAGCCUGACUGGAACAGGAAAUCUAGAGAGCCUGACUUUAACAGGAACUAAAAUCAGAAGCAUAUCAGCAGACCUGUGUGAAGAAUUGACCAUGUUACGUACGCUUGAUCUGUCCUAUAAUGAAAUCCAAGACCUGCCAUCCUUUCAGGGCUGCGUAAGACUUCAAGACAUAAGUCUACAGCAUAACCAAAUUCAACAGAUUGACAGGGGCACUUUUCAGGGCAUGACCAGCCUUAGAGUGUUAGACCUGAGCAGAAACCAGAUCAAGUUUAUCCACAGAGAUGCCUUCCUUUCACUCAGCGCUCUCACCAACCUGGACCUGAGUCUGAACUCCCUAGCCGGCGUUCCCACAGCAGGACUGAGUGCACUGAACCAGCUGAAACUGAUUGGAAACGUGGAGCUGAGGAACGGACUGACAGCUAAAAGUCUACCCAAACUCAGGUCUAUAACGGUUCCCUAUGCCUACCAGUGUUGUGCUUUUGUAGCAUGUGACAGUGCAAUCAGCCCUGCCGAGGAUGAGGAGAGGAGAAAUGCAUUCGGUGGUGAGGAGGAGAUGGAGCGGAUUCCUUUGGUCAUGCACUGCUCACCCUCCCCAGGUGCAUUCAAACCCUGUGAACAUUUGUUGGGUAGCUGGAUGAUCCGAUUGACCGUGUGGUUCAUCUGCCUGGUGGCUCUGCUCUUCAACUGCCUGGUCCUCGCAGCCACCAUCUCCUCAUGCACCUCCCGCCUCUCCCCGGCCCGCCUUCUGGUUGCUCUCCUGGCCUCCGCCAACUUGCUUACGGGUGUGUACGUGGCAGCACUAAUGGUCCUGGACGCUGCCACCUGGGGCUCAUUCGCAGAGUACGGUGUUUGGUGGGAAACAGGUGUGGGAUGUCAGUUGGUGGGCUUCCUUGCCGUGUUCUCUUCUGAGUGGGCCGUGCUGCUGCUGGCAUUAGCAGCGGUGGAGCGUUGCUUGGCCGUGAGGACUCUGAUGGGGAAGGCAGGAGCUCUGAGAUCCAGCAGCGAAAGAAGGGAAGGACGAAGGAGGUUCGGUAUCGCGGCGCUCCUGCUGGGAUUGGUGGCCGUGGCAGCCGCCUGCCUCUGUCUGUAUGAGGGUUCAGCUAUGGGCUCACCUCUCUGCCUGCCAUUUUCUGGAGGUCCUGGGCCAGGCCUGGGGUUCACAGUAGCGCUGGUGCUAAUGAAUACACUAGCUUAUCUGCUGAGUGCCGUGGUCUAUACACGUCUAUACUGCAGGUUAGGUCGGGCCCAGCUGGCUGACCCUGAGCAGGCCGGGUCCGUACGGCAUAUAGCCUGGCUUAUUUUUACCAACUGCAUCUUCUUCUGCCCAGUGGCGGCUUUCUCUUUUGCUCCCCUGCUGGCCGGGACUAGUAAUGCAGUGGGAGGACCCGAGAUGGCCAAAUCGGUGACUCUCAUAUUCUUUCCUCUUUCCGCCUGCCUGAACCCCGUCCUGUAUGUCUGCUUCAGUCCCUCCUUCCGAUAUGACUGGCUUCAUCUUCGGGGACGGGGCGGAGGUUGCAGCGGGAGGGUUGGUAAAGCGGUAACCAAGGGGACGGUAGCAGGGGGCUUGGCGACAUCUAAUGAUGGCGAGGGGGUGUCCAACAACAUCAGUUACGACUGCGGAAUGUACACAAAGCUUCAUGCUGACACCAGGGGAAUGUGCGAACACUGUGACGCCGCCCUCCACAUCAGGACAUCAUCUUCCUCUUCUUCCUCCUCUUCCUCAGCCUGCAGACAUUUAGUGAAGUCGCACAGCUGCCCCGCCCUGAUGGCAAACACGCCCCAGUGCCUGAGCUCAGAUGGCUACUGGCCGGACACCGGGACGCUUUCUGCUCAGUCGGAAUACGGAGACGAGGGCGAUUCGUUCGUGUCGGACAGUUCGGAAAAGGUGCAGGCGUGCGGCCGAGCGUGUUUCUGUCAAAGCCGCGGUCUCCCUUUGGUACAUUACUCAUACAACAUCCCCCGCAUGACAGACUGAGCUCCCAUCCCCAAGCGCUCACACACUGCUCACAGAGUCCUCCAGGGUGUGAAGCAUCCCUGCUCGGAAAGGAUGCGCUGUAGAUGUGACUGCAGAGCCAUGGAGACAUGAACAGACCGGAAGCACUUUUUUUCCUACACCUGGGUGAGCAUGUGUUUGUGAGGAUAGAUUGAAUCCUUGAUCCACGAAAAGGGAAUCUGACAAUACAGAAAGACUCUCUGAGCCAAAUGUUGUCUGCAAACAACAAUGCUUGUUAUCUGUUUCCUGUCCCCCUCAGCCAUAUUCAGUUGCAGUGACAACCAUGGCUGAUUGACAGAUGAUGAUUUUAUCUUCCAGUGCCUGCCUAUUUGUUUGGUAGAGAAUAUAACUCACUUGUUCAUUGUUUUAGAUACCUUAAUACUUUUAACAUCAGCCUUUUUGAUUUUAAAGCAGGGAUAUAUGUGCCAUUUCACCGGUCAUAAAUGUUUGAUCAAUCAAUGUUUAAGGAAUGUUAUUUUUACCUUAUUCCCCUAAAUCCUAAUUAUGGCAGGGGAUCCCAUGUAGCAAUGUUCCUCAUGCUGGAGUUCCAGUAUGCCAAUGAGAAUGUAAUCUAGAACCCUAGACCAUGUUUGUGUACACGUCGUGUUCUUGUUUUCUUUAAGACAUUCCUUCCUUUUAAGUUUAUUCUGCUAGUGGUUGUAAAAUCACAGUCCUCUUUUUCAGCUGCCAGAGUAAGCCGGCCAUGCCACUACUCUGCUAUUAGCUGUUAUGGAAAAUAAUUUAUAUUCCACAUUGACAAUGGAUGUCCUGACCAGAGCUCUACCUUAAUCACUUGUCAUUUUCUACUAAUUUAUUUUAAGACAUAACGAUUUGAUGAAUGGAUUGCAAAUGACGCUUUUUUAUUCUGCUAUUACUCCUGAUCCAAAUAAUAAGAGAUCAUUUUGAUAUGAAUUUUGUACACUGGGUAAAGUGAAAAACAAAGGUUUUAGAGGGUCAGCUCCUCCCUGUCUAAAUAAUCCUGCUACUUUCUAUGUGAAAGACAAAUUCUGAUAUUACAACAAGAUUUGUAUCAACCGAAAAGCCAUUUUUUCUCUUUACAUAAAAGCGUGCAUUUGUGUUCAAGCAUCCAGAGCAACAUAUAAUCAUCAUGAGAGGAUUCUCACGGAUGCCAUAAUGCCAGUCAUACAGUAUAAGCUGUGGCAUCAGCAGACAAUUUUAAAGAAGCCUUGCAGGUCAUAGCUAAUAGAACUGACAGAAUUCCAAAUCAUUGUGUGUCUAUGUGUGUGUGCGCGUGCGUAUGUGUGUGUGCGUGUAUGCCUGUGUGACUUUUAGAAACGUCUGCAUGUGGUAAAUUAUUUUUAUAGGACUAAUCUAAUCAAAAAUGGGAUGCAUUGUCUAACCGUGGAAGCUACCUCUUCAACAGUAGUGGCUGCCAGUAGUGCGUAGUAUGUGUGGUCGCAUUUCCAUGUUCAUUUGUUGGUAUGAUUGCUUGGGCUGUAAAUGCAUCUAGAUGUACGUUCUCACUGAAUGAGUCACACGUUUUAUACCGGGAAAAAUUACAUACUGUAUAGAUACAUUUUUAUAAACCAAAUAAACUGAUUCGCUUUAAAGAGA